Messenger RNA from Penicillium subrubescens, 807 nucleotides. RefSeq names its product hydroxynaphthalene reductase arp2 (gene arp2). Lineage: Eukaryota; Fungi; Ascomycota; Eurotiomycetes; Eurotiales; Aspergillaceae. The record is from RefSeq and is a predicted model, not a curated record. The transcript has 2 exons. Gene Ontology annotation, molecular function: oxidoreductase activity. The coding region runs from base 1 to 807 and encodes 268 amino acids.
AUGGUCAUGGCCAACCCCAGCGCCGCUCCUGCCGAGCUCGCCGGCAAAGUCGCCCUAGUCACUGGUGGCAGCCGCGGCAUCGGAUCAGGAAUCGCUCUCGAACUGGCCAAGAAAGGAGCCUCAGUGGCAAUCAACUACGCCAAGGAUCCCGCCUCCGCCGAGAAGAUGGUCCACGAAAUCAAAAGCCUAGGUGUCCACGCCGCCGCUUUCCAAGCUGAUCUGACCAAACUCGAGGCCAUCGAGAACCUGUUCAAAGAAGUCGUUUCUCAUUUCGGUCAAUUGGACAUUGUGGUUUCAAACUCGGGAACUGAGAAGUUUGUCUCGUUGGCCGAUACGACCAUCCAAGACUUUAAUGAUGUCUUUGACUUGAAUACCCGGGCUCAGUUCUUCGUUGCGAAGAACGCAUACGAUCAUAUCCAGCCUGGUGGACGUGUGGUGUUGAUGUCUUCUAUUGCUGCGGGCGUGGGUGUUCCCGGACACUCCCUGUAUGCGGGUAGUAAGAGCGCUGUCGAGGGUUUCACGCGCUGCUUCGCUGCGGACUUUGGCAAGAAGCGCUGCACUGUGAAUGCUAUCGCUCCCGCUGGUGUCAAGAGCGACAUGUGGUUGAAGAACUCGUGGCGGUAUGCCCCGGGUUGUGACCAGAACUCUUCUCUCGAGGAUAUUGAGCAAGCUCUGGCCAAUGGUAGCCCCUUGAAGCGGUGCGGUGUCCCGGCUGAUAUUGGCCGUGUUGUGGCAUUCCUUGCAAGCCCUGCUGGAGAAUGGAUCAACGGACAAAUCAUCCCGCUCAAUGGUGGUGCCAAUAUUUGA